Molecule: messenger RNA, 825 nt
Organism: Lathyrus sativus (Indian pea)
Lineage: Eukaryota; Viridiplantae; Streptophyta; Magnoliopsida; Fabales; Fabaceae
Source: the annotation of a GenBank genome assembly
AUGAGUAGUCGCUUUUCUCGCACAAUCUAUGUUGGCAACCUGCCCUCUGAUGUAAGGGAAUCAGAAAUUGAUGAUCUAUUUUACAAGUAUGGCCGCAUAAUGGAAAUUGAAUUGAAAGUUCCUCCCCGCCCUCCGUGUUAUUGUUUUGUUGAGUUUGACAAUCCUCGAGAUGCAGAAGAUGCAAUUCGGGGUAGGGAUGGUUACAACUUUGAUGGUUGUCGAUUAAGGGUGGAGCUUGCCCAUGGAGGUAGAGGUCCAUCAUCAAGUGAUCGACGGGGGUAUGGUGGCAGUGGUGGCGGAGGUGGUGGAGGAGGAGGUGGUGGCGGUGGUGCUGGUGGGGGCCGAUUUGGUGUCUCACGCCAUUCUGAAUUUCGAGUUAUUGUUCGUGGACUCCCAUCUUCUGCAUCCUGGCAAGAUUUGAAGGAUCAUAUGCGAAAAGCUGGUGAUGUUUGUUUUGCUGAAGUUUCCCGUGAUAGUGAAGGGACUUUUGGCCUUGUUGAUUACACUAAUUAUGAUGAUAUGAAAUAUGCUAUUCGGAAACUGGAUGACACCGAGUUUAAAAAUCCUUGGGCAAGAUCAUAUAUUCGGGUGAGGAAGUAUGAGAGCAGUCGUUCAAGGAGCCGCAGCAGAAGCCCGAGCAGGAGCAGAAGUCCAAAAAGGGCUAGAAGUAGAUCUUUGGAGCGAUCUGUGUCCAGGUCACGAUCUAUUUCUAGAUCCAGAUCAGCAUCACCAAUCAAGGCUUCAAGGCCAAGAUCACGAUCGCGUUCACCCUCUCGUUCAGUAUCUCCAAGAUCACCGCCCAAGGUUCUUUCAGGUGGUAGUUGA